AUGAUGCAUAAUGAACCAUCAGCACAGACUCUUCCACCGCCAUUACCAUUAUCAUAUGAACAAGAAACAAAAUCAAAUGGUUUUCAUGAUUUUACAAAUCAUCAUCAUCAUCCACAUCAACAUCAACAUCAAUCAUUAGAUCCAAUUGAUUCUCAACAACAAUAUUCAAAUUUUAUUCAACAUAAUACAUAUCAUCAUCCAACAUCGGAUGAACAAUUUUAUUCAACAACACGUAAUUCAUUUACAUCAUAUCCAUAUCCAUAUUCAUUACCUUAUCCAUCAUUAACACUUGAUGCAGAUGAAAAAUGUCAUUAUGAUGAACGUGAUAUACAACCAAAAUUAACAAUUAAAGGUAAAAAAAUUCGUAAACCAAGAACUAUUUAUUCAAGUAUGCAAUUACAAGUACUUAAUAAACGUUUUCAACGUACACAAUAUCUUGCUUUACCUGAACGAGCUGAAUUAGCUGCUUCACUUGGACUUACACAAACACAAGUGAAAAUUUGGUUUCAAAAUAAACGAAGUAAACAAAAAAAAAUUGUCAAAAAUGUUAGUCAUCAUUCAUCAUCAUCUUCCCAAUCCCCCAACCCGAACCCAUCACACCAUUGUACAUCUCGAAUAAUGAACAAUAAACAUAAUGAUUCUAUGUUUUUAGUAAAACAAGAACAACAGCAACCAUCAACAUCAACAUCAUCAUCAACAUCAUCAUCAUCAUCAUCAUCAUCAUCAACAAUUUCAAAUCCUAUUGAAUCAAACUCAUUUAAUAUUGAUGCAGUUUCAUCAUCAUCUCCAUUUGCACCAAUUGAAUAUACAACUCAUCCAAAUCAUUUUUGGUCUUUAUCACCUUAUGUAACUAGUUAA
This is a messenger RNA of Rotaria sordida, 858 nucleotides long. NCBI's taxonomy places the organism in Eukaryota, Metazoa, Rotifera, Eurotatoria, Philodinida, Philodinidae. The record is from the annotation of a GenBank genome assembly.